AUGUGCCCCACACAGUCAUGUGUUAUGAGUGUAUUACUCUUACAAGUCGACUUCAGGCUCUACGACGUGUUACUGUGUGUGUAACUUGCAGACGUAGAGACGCAGGAAGGAUAGUGAACGAGCGAUGGUUGCUAUGAAGGAUGCGUCGUCAUGCGUGAUGCCACCGCGUGAGGCAGCUGCCUUCAUCGCUGAAUCGGCCAAGGACGUGAAGAUACUGCCAGACGGAGUGGAAAAGCUAGCGCACCAUCUUGCAGAUGUGAUGGGAAAAAAUAAGCACAAGGUCAAUGAAAAUCAACUUCCAGAUUUCAACCCGAAAACGGCUGACAGAGCAGCAGUAGACUGGGUGUUCUUCAUCGACACGCUGAACUUCUCGUUCUGGUCGGAGGAUGAGCGGCGAGCGUUCACCGUGCGACACAGAGGUCGCGACCUCACCGGCUACUUCUCUCUCUGCGCAGCCGUCAACAGGUCGCUGGAGGCUGGCGUUCCCCUGACGGACCCUGCGUACUACUCCACCCUGACGCUGGAGAAGCUGAGAGAGCAUCUAAGAGGAGAAGAUGGAGGAGAGAUGCCGAUGAUGCAGGAACGACUCGCCAACAUCCGUGAAGCUGGCAGCGUGCUGGUCGAGAAAUUCUCCGGUUCCUUCCUGACGUGCGUCGAGCGUAGCAACAAGAGUGCAUCCUGCCUGCUCCGCCUGAUCUUGGACAACUUCCCGUCGUACAGGGACGAAACCACGUACGUGGGACGCAGAGUGGCACUAUGGAAGCGAGCUCAGAUCCUGGUAGCAGACAUCUGGUUGUGUUGUGAGGGCAAAGGUCACGGCGAAUUCCACGACAUAGACACCCUCACUAUGUUUGCCGAUUACAGAAUACCGCAGGCGCUGGUUUACUUCGGCGUUCUGGAGUAUUCGCAGGAACUCCUGGAUCUGCUGCUUAAAGGUCACUUGUUCCAGAGUGGUGAUAGGAAGGAGGUCGAGAUCAGGGGCGCUAGCAUCUGGGCGGUGGAGUUGGUCCUCUCAAAACUGCGCGCGCUCCUGCAGACAGAGGGCGCCGCCGGAGUGCACGUGAACGCCGUGAUGGUUGACUUCUACCUCUGGGAUCUCAUCAAAGCCAAGACGGCUGAAGGCAGCUCCCAGCUUCCCUUCCAUCACAUCAGAUGCAUUUACUACUGAGAUUCAGUGAGCGAUCUAUCGUGAACAACCUGCUAGAACGACGGGGAAUGUUCCUAGAACGACGGGGAAUGUUCCUAGAACCCCGAGUGCACGGACGACCCUAUCCCUAACCGGAAGGUUGGGGAGGGAAUACUGGACAGUGUUACCUAACGAACAAUCAACUAGCUGUGAUUACUAAAACCAUUCUAAUUAUGAUGAUCUUCAUGCAAAGCUGCUAUGAUAUCAAUAAAUAUGUAUCAUAUGAUUAGUAAGAAUCUGUUGUCUACCUAUCGAAGGUAACACAGUGUGACGAUAUCUACUCAAUGGAUGUUUUUUUAAACAUUACUUAUGUUGACAGGGUGCAUGCAUGACGAAUGUGAUUGUAAAACAAUGCAAAAUAAAUAACCGUUAUCAAUGGUAAAUAAGACAGAA
Molecule: messenger RNA, 1579 nt
Organism: Priapulus caudatus
Lineage: Eukaryota; Metazoa; Priapulida; Priapulimorpha; Priapulimorphida; Priapulidae
Product: UPF0553 protein C9orf64 homolog
Exons: 9
Coding region: 125-1168 (347 amino acids)
Source: RefSeq, a predicted model, not a curated record